GGGGGGGUCUCAGGGGGAGUUUAUGCUAUGGUGAUCAGCCUCCUUUCUGAUUCUUUUCGCUGCGGCUUUGAGGGAUUCACCACACGGGACAAAGGAUAGUAAACUAAGAACGAGGAGGAGGAGGAGGAAGCAGCAGCUCCGGGGCUGCUGAGGCCUGUGUGGUUUUUUUUGUUUGUUUGUUUGUUUUUGUUUUUGUGUGUGCCAGGCCCAAACGCAGCCAUGGUGAAGCUGGCGAACCCUCUGUACACUGCCUGGAUCUUGGAGGCCAUCAAGAAGGUGAAGAAGCAGAAACAGCGUCCAUCAGAGGAGCGCAUCUGCAACGCCGUUUCCACGUCGCACGGCCUCGACCGCCAGACCGUCCUCGAGCAGCUUGAGCUCAGCGUUCAGGAUGGCACCGUCCUUAAGGUCUCCAACAAGGGCCUCAACUCCUACAAGGACCCCGACAACCCCGGGCGCCUGGUCCCACCCAAGCCCAAGGGCGGAGUCAGUACGGGAGGAGGAGGAGGAAGUGGGGCUUCCAAGAAGGCAGCGCUGGAUUGGAACAAGUUGAUCCGACGCGCGUUAGAAGGGCUGCACGAGUCUGGAGGGUCGUCUCUCAGGAGCAUCGAACGCUUCCUGAAGUGCCAGGCGGACGUAGCGAGCCAGCUAACGGGCACAGCGGCGCCCAGGAUCUUCCACCAGCAGCUCAGGCUCGCGCUGAAACGGGCCGUUGGGCACGGGCGUGUCCUUAAACACGGCCCGCUGUUCCGGCUUGCAAACAGCAACGAUGGAAGCGACGGUGGGGAUGGACGUGUAGCGCUGGAGUCUCUGCCUCCUGUACGCCCUCUGCCUCAUGAGAAAGAUCGGCCCGUGGCUGAGCCCAUCCCUAUCUGCAGCUUCUGUUUGGGGACCAAGGAGCAGAAUCGGGUCAAAGAGCCAGAGGAGCUCAUCUCCUGUGCCGACUGCGGAAACAGCGGUCAUCCAUCCUGUCUGAAGUUCUCCCCGGAGCUGACGGCCCGAGUUAAAGCUCUGUGGUGGCAGUGCAUCGAGUGUAAAACCUGCAGUAGCUGUCAGGACCAGGGCAAAAACGCGGAAAACUUGUUGCUGUGUGAUUCCUGUGAUCGAGGUUUCCACAUGGAGUGUUGUGACCCCCCACUGACCCGAAUGCCGAAAGGUAUGUGGAUCUGUCAGAUCUGCAGGCCGAGAAAAAAGGGACGGAACGUUUUACAUGAAAAAGCAGCACAAAUCAAGCGGCGGUACAACGCCCCCCUGAGUCGACAGAAGGGCAGGCCAGGUCGCCCCUUUAAGAAACUUCGGGGGAGCGGGCGUGGCCGACGGAGGAGAGGCGCUGGAGCAAGUCACUCACGAGGCUCCGCCUCCCCGCACUCGUCCUCGAGUUCGUCAUGCGAUGGCUACCUGGGUGACGGUUACCCAGGUGACGACCGGCUCCUGUUCUCUCGGCGUGAGGAGGAGGAUGAGUCUCAGGGCGUGGCACGCUUCAACAGGAAGACCAAAGGGCUGAUCGACGCCCUGAGCAAGUUCUUUACUCCGUCGCCGGACGGACGCAAAUCCCGUACAGAGUCGCUUGACUACGCACAGCAGCACCGCAUUCGCAAGAAGAGCGGCCGGAAAUCAGACGCGCACCAGCGCACAGGGGACAAUCAAGAGUGUGGUGACGACUGGAAGGAAGAUGAAGAGAAGUUGCCGGGACACGAGAACCUGACUGAGAAGGACGUGGAACUUUUCAGACACAUCCAGGAGCUGGCACUACAGAAAGUUGGCGUGACGGGGCCUCCAGAUCCACAGAUGCGCUGUCCCUCCGUCAUCGAGUUCGGGAAAUACGAGAUCCAGACGUGGUACUCCUCGCCGUACCCUCAGGAGUACAGCAGACUUCCUAAGCUGUACCUGUGUGAGUUCUGUCUGCGCUACAUGAAGAGUCGCAGCAUCCUGUACCAGCACAUGCGCAAGUGCACGUGGUUUCACCCGCCUGCCAACGAGAUCUACAGGAAGGACGACAUCUCUGUGUUCGAGGUUGAUGGGAACAUCAGCACAAUAUACUGUCAGAACCUCUGCCUGCUCGCCAAGCUCUUUCUGGACCACAAGACUCUCUACUACGACGUGGAACCGUUCCUUUUUUACGUGCUCACGCAGAACGACUCCAAAGGGUGUCAUCUGGUCGGAUACUUCUCCAAGGAGAAACAUUGCCAGCAAAAGUACAACGUGUCCUGCAUCAUGAUUCUUCCACAGUACCAGCGCAAGGGCUACGGACGCUUCCUCAUCGACUUCAGUUACUUGUUGUCUAAGCGGGAAGGCCAGCCUGGUUCUCCAGAGAAGCCUCUGUCUGAUCUGGGCCGCCUCUCCUACAUGGCUUACUGGCGGAGCGUGGUGCUCGAGUGCCUACAUGAGGUUCGAGACCGAAAGCUCACCAUCCGCCGCCUCAGCAAGAUCACUGGCAUCUGCCCUCAGGACAUCACAGCCACACUGCAGAACCUGAACAUGCUGGAGCACAGAGGGGACCGGCUAGUUCUGGUUCGCAGGGAAAAGCUGGUGUCGACUCACAUGGCCCGUCUCCAUGCCCGACCUCGGCUCCUAGAAGUCGACCCGGACUGCCUACGGUGGACGCCGGUCAUUGUCGCUAACCCAGUGGUGUCGGAUGAAGAUGGGGAUGAAGAUGAUGAGGAUGAAGAAGAGGAUGGAGAGAAGGAAAAUGACAAAGAUCUGAAAUCAAAUCGCAAAAGCUCCCCCCUGCCAUGGAAUUCAAGAAUAGACAAGGAGGACAAUGAAGAAGAAAAAAAGUGCUUUCCAACAUUCCCCAACAAUCCUAGCUCUCCACCCUCAUCCCCCAUACGCAACAGUCUCCCGAGCCCUGAAACCACACCUCUUCAAGCCAAUGGGGAGCGCCGGGGUCGUGGACGGCCACCUAAAAACUGGCCUUGGGGCAAAGUCAAGGAUCAACCUCGUCCCGGUCCAGGACGACCCCGGAAAACCAGGCUUAAAGAGGAUGAUGAAGGCGAUGAUCAAUCGCCAAACAAAAUGACACCAGUAUCCAUGUCUCCAUCUCCUCUCUUCACCUCUGAGAAUGAGCCAAGUUGUGCUGACCGGUUGACUGGGGCUUCAAGGCACUCUGCAGUCCCUCUGCCACGCAACAGAGGGCGCCCUGUACGGAAAAGGGGAGGCCCCAAACGCAGGUUGAGUGAGGAGUCGGGAGAUGAUGUGCCUUCUUUAACCACGGCACCUAGGCUCAGCGAGUCUCCGGUCCCUCGUUCCUGCUCAAGUGAAAGCAGUGAGGAUGAGGACUAUAAUGAAGAGAUGGGUGCUUGCUCCCCUCCUGUCCUUACCAAGCCAACAUUAGGGCUCAAAAGCAAGAAGCCCCCACGUAAAAGGCGCAUACGUCAGCGUAGCCACCCGCACAGCAGUGUGGUGACAGAAACCAUUUCGGAGACCACAGAAGUUCUUGAUGAACCCUUUGUAGACUCUGACUCUGAGAGACCCAUGCCCCGGCUAGAGGAGGAGACGCCAUUUGGCCAUAGCCUCCGCUGUUACCCACCUGCUCGUAAACACUUGGACUCUGCGCUUAAAACGAUUCGCUCAACCAAUCUCUCAGAAUCUGAUGAGGAUGAUCACACUCCUGUGCUGAAACCAGUCAGUGGCCUGAGAGGGCCAGAAGAGGCUGAGGUGUUAGAAAGAGUGGAGCCCUCGACUGCAACACCGGAGGUCCCUUUAAAGAAGAAGAAAGGCUGGCCUAAGGGAAAGAGCCGUAAGCCGCAGCACUGGAAGAAGGUUCCUGGGAGAAAGCCGGGAAGUGGGGCUGCCAGCCAGGUUGCUGACACCACUUUGACAGCCCAGUCCUCAGAGGAACCUGCGAGAAAAAAUGUUCAGAGCAAACCUGGAAGGAAGCGUCGAAAUUACCCACAACCGACCCAGGUUGAGGGUGCCCAUGAAGAGCUGGACAGAAGCCAGUUGUCUCAAUUACAGUUAGAAAAGCCAGAAGACCGAACCUUCAAGAGGAGACCACUGACGUCUGACCUCGACUGUGAAAAGCGUAAGGACUCUGAUGAGGAAGGCAUUUUCCCUCAGCAAACAAGAGAACAGCCAAAGCCCAAAAGACGAGGCCGGCCACCAAAAAAACCAAACCUUGAGCCCCCUGCUUCCAAACCCGCACCCAUCUCUGAGCCGGAGGACGAGGAGGAGGAAGAGGAGGAGGAGGAUGAAGAGGAUCAAACAUGGGCUGAAGAGAAGCCAAGUCGUUCACCUUCUUGCACGUUAACCCAGGCCUCCGACUCCCGGGUCCCUCAGAACAGAGAUGAUGUGGCAGACCAAGAGGAGGAUGGGGAAAGGGAGGAUGAGGAUCACAAUGACUCUAGCAACAGGAGAACAGGGGCUAUGCCAGGCUCAGGAAGCCGGCGAAGCGAAGAUCAUGAUGCGGAUGAUGAAGGAGAUGGUCGACUGGAGGAGAAAAGUGAUGCUGAAAAGAGGAGAAAAAACCAGGACUCUGAAGAUGAUGAGCUAGAAGAUGAAGAGGAGGAACAAUCAUCUCCUCGAUCACCACUUGUCAAAGAAGAACCGCAGAGUGGGGAGGGUUUUUUAGACGUGCAGGAGAGUGGGUCACAAGAGUACACCCACAAGCAGGAAGAGGUGGAAGAUGAGGAUGAGGAAGAAGAGGUCCAAGAGGUAAAAACCCACUCGGUUGACUCCCAGGAUGAAAGGCGGCGACGGGAGCAAGAGGAAUCUGCAGCUGCAGCUGCUGCUGUCGAGACCGUGACUUCCAUUGCAAUUCCUUCUGAUCCACCACACAUGCAGUCAAUGGAUAGCAAAUCUGACCUGAUGAUGGAGACGGAAAACCCUCAUGCAAACCCUGAGUUCAAAGACGAGUUGAGCCACCAUCCACAUGACCACCACCACAGCAGUGAACUGGACCUCGAGACAGUUCAGGCUGUCCAAUCCCUCACACAAGGAGAGGCCCAGGACGAGGAAGCUGAGCCACAUGGCGCUUACCAGGACUGUGAGGAGACACUAGCUGCUUGUCGAACGCUACAGAACUAUAGCCAUGGGGAGGGCGAGGAGGAAUCUCUCACCAUGGUGGAAGACUGUGGUGCCUCCCAACAUAGCAGCCCCAUGCCCAACCCUCCCAUGCCCCCUUUACCCAGUCAAUCUGUACGCUCUGUCAACAGCCCUGGAAUGACUCCGGGAUCUCUUGAAACUGGGGCAGGUGUGUCUGGUCCAGCUGGUGGAAAUGGGGGAAGCUAUACCCAAAUAACUCCAGAGCACCCUAGCUCACUUUCUGCACCAUCAUUGCAGAACAUGGAGACAUCACCCAUGAUGGACGUGCCAUCUGUCUCUGACCAUUCUCAACAGGUGGUGGACAGUGGUUUCAGUGACUUGGGCAGCAUCGAGAGUACCACAGAGAACUAUGACAACCCCAGUAGUUAUGACUCCACUAUGGGUGGAGGAGGUGGCAGUGGUGGGAACAGUGGUAGCGGAAGCAGCAUGUCUGUUACAGUAGCAGCUGUCUCAUCUGCAUCUUCCUCGUCCACCCCAUCUUCCUCUUCCUCACAAGGUAAUAGCUGUUCCUUUGUGUCCACUCCUGGCAUGUCGUCUUCCAGUGCUUCUGUGGGCUCUCAACUUGCUAUGGGCAGCUGCAGCUUAAUUCAGCAGGCUGGUCCAAAUGGUGGUCCUGGCUCUAAUGGUGGUAGUAGUACUGUCCCUCAGCCUCCACCUCCACCUCCUCCACCUUCAGCUAACACCUCGAGCUGUGGCAUAAAGUCCCCUCAAAGCUGUGUAAUUGAAAGACCCCCAAGUGCGAGCCAGCAGCAGCAGCAACAGCAGCAAAAGAAGGUUCCUCAGCAGCAACAGCCAAACCCUCAGCCCCAGCCUGCACCUUCAGCACCCCCACCUCCUCCUCCUCAGCAGCCGGCACUUUCCCAGUGCAGCAUGGGAAACAGCUUUACUUCCACACCCAUGAUUAUGGAGAUUCCAGAGAGUGCAGGAAGCGGUGGAAGUAGUCGAAGCAUUUAUGACCGAAUGGGCCAGGACUUUGGUGCGGGUGGCUAUGCUCAACCGUCUGCCACCUUCAGCUUGGCCAAACUCCAGCAGCUUACAAACACAAUCAUGGACCCUCAUGCCAUGUCUUACUCCCACUCGGCUGCUGUCACGUCUUACGCCACAAGCGCCACUUUGCCCAAUCCCAGCUUGGCACAGCUUGCCUCCUCCCCACAUCCUCCUCUGCCUCAGGCUCAGACCACCAUGACUCCACCUCCCAACCUCAGCUCUAGCUCCAUGAACCUUGGUACUCCCUUAAUCCAGUGCAACAUGCCCGGAGCCAACAUUGGCCUACCCCCUCCACCCCACACCCAGCGCCUUCAGGGUCAAAUGGCCACUGUGAAAGGCCACAUCUCUAUUCGUUCCAAGGCUUCCCAAAUUCCGGCCGGUUCCCCACACCAGCAGCAGCUCUAUGGCCGAAGCUCAAUGCAAGGUUCCCCUCGAACCCUGGCAGUGCAACGGGGCAUGAUGACCAACCUUAUGCCUACUCCGGCUGCUUACAACUCCAUGAACAUGAACCCACUGAAUGCAGCCAUGUCAGCCGGCUACCGCAUGCCUCAGCCCAUGAUGAACAGCGGGUACCACAGCAACUACAUGAACCAGCCUGCCCAGUACCCCAUGCAAAUGCAGAUGGGCAUGAUGGGAGGUCAGGCCUACCCGCAGCAGCCUAUGCAGCCCAAUCACCACGGCAACAUGAUGUAUGCUGGUCCCUCGCACCACAGCUAUGCUGGUGUCCCCAAACAGUCACCUUACAUGAGCAGAUGAGCAAGGGAGCAGAUAUGCAGAGACAAACAAGAGAGUAAAGACAGACAUUUAACCCCUUCCAGAAACAGACUCUCGCAACGGUCUCCGUGGUGUUACCGGAGUGCACCGACUUUCCCCGUGACCUGGAAAACGGUGUUCGCGUGGUGGAAUAGGAAGGUGCUGCCACUGGAGAGGUUUUACAUUUCAUGUCUUUACUCGUACAUUAUGGUGGAGAUGUUUUCACUUGGUUUCGCCCUACUGAAGCUGUGCAGCUGUAAUCGAGCUGACCAGGGUAACCAUGUGAGGCGUGAACAAACCUGAAUGCAUCGUGCAAAACGGGGCAGUCCUCUCCUUCCCCUGGUGUUCAGUGCUUAACGCGGGGUUGAAGAAGAAACGAAGCAGCUGCAGGACACAAAGAAUGGACAAGCAUACUUGCAUCUGAGGUUCAUAAUGAACACAACCUGGAUCAUGCACAGUCUUUGGAAUUGACAUAGGAAGCCUUACUUUAAAAAAAAAUAAUAAAAUAAAAAAUUGUAGACAAACUUGGCUCUUAGUAUAUUACCACCAUUUAUUUUAAAUGUUUUUUUUUCUUUUUUUUUUUCUUUUUUUUUUGGGAUGACCCUUAAAAUGCUUGUCUAGCCUCAUGCUUUGUGUGUGUGUGUGUGUGUGUGUGUGUGGCUAUACAGGGGGAAAGCGAUCCACACAUUUUUGCUCUUAUAAACAUUCACAUGCGCACACAGUCUGGGACAGAUGUACACACUCGCGGACACGUUUCAAAAGUCAAGGUGGAGGCACUUCUGUGUGUGAGACAGAGCUACUAAGGAGACACCAUGAGACAUAUCGAGUAAUCCGUGUCUUCCCAGUUCUCAGUAUAGGACCGCAUGUAUUUAAGAUUCCGAGGGAUGGAGAGACUGUACGUAGAUGUCCAUAAGUAGGAAGAAAGUAUCAGUAGCCUGAAUGGGACUAGAGCUCCUGUGAACCUUCUAGAUGUAAAUAUUCUGGUACUUCCUGAUUCACAGCCCCCCCUGUGAGCGCCCCCUCUGGUCACAAAAAUACACUCCACUCAGUCCGCGAGAGGGCACGCUAAUCAAGAGAUUUGAUUUUUUUUUUUUCCCCUUCUUUCCAUUUAAAUUUCAUACUGCACAGUGCACCACAGGAGUGGAAAGGGUUUUUUUGUUUUUUAAAAUCCACACUAAUGGCACUCUGUGUACGUGUUGACUCCAACUGCCACAUGACCAAUCAUGGAUCUUCAAAGCUUCAGCUGGUAAAGCAGUGCUGUUGGCCUUUAGCAACAAAGAAGAGGUGGACAGUAAUUUGCAGUGUCGUGCAAAAGAAACCAAGACACGUGCUCACAUCUUGGCUAAAGUGCAUGUCGUACAGGGACGGAUACCAGUAUAGGACAAAAAGCAGAGAAACUUGUUUGUAUUCCUUUGUAUGUCCAGUAUUCAGUGUCAAUAUGAGGAUUCUUAAAAGAUCUGAUGUUUUUGUAUAUUAUUUCUGUGUAUUUUUGUUUAUUUUUUUGUUUUAAUUUUUUUUCUGAAUUUUAUCAGACUGGGCAGCUUUCUUUUAUGACACAAGCUGACUCUUUUUGACUUUAGUAAACUUAUUGUAGAGAAAAUGUUUUUUCUAUAAUAUAAAACAAAGAAAUUGACAUGGAUAUUGGUACUGUCAUUUUUCACUUCUGUUUCAGGAAAAAAAAAAUCCUACAUAUUUUUUAGCUCAACUUGGGGUAAUUAUUAAGAAAUUCAAAACUAAAAAAUUGCAGCUCACUUCUAGUGAAUAAGAUGCCUUUAACCUUUCCAUUCCAUCUCAUCUCUAGAGUUUUCUAUCUUUUGUGUAGUAUAUUAAUGCUAUUUUAAAACAAAAGGAGACGAUGAAUAUCUAAAGGUCAUUUAGCCGUUGUUCUCCCCCCCCAUACAGUUUUUUUCCCCCCUUCCAUGUGUAUAGGACGACUUCCAUUUAAGAGGCAUGUAAAAAUGAGCUCCGUAUGUUUGUCUGUUUAUAUUGCUUCCCUUUUUUGUAUCCUUUGUAAUUGUACAUGGUGAGUUGUAAGCUAAGAGAGCGCGGUAGAUGGAGAGAGAGCGUGAGCCACGACGUGCCAGUCUCCUUCUCUCUCCUCUCUAUUUCCUCCCUGUAUGUAUUUCCAUUUAUUUGUUUCUUAUAUUUUUCUUUCUUAGCAAGUACUUUCAAAGAACUCUGUACAUUUUUAACAUGAAACAAAAAUAAAUUAUGUUGAGCCGUUU
Molecule: messenger RNA, 9005 nt
Organism: Neoarius graeffei (lesser salmon catfish)
Lineage: Eukaryota; Metazoa; Chordata; Actinopteri; Siluriformes; Ariidae
Gene: kat6a
Product: K(lysine) acetyltransferase 6A
Exons: 16
Coding region: 220-6783 (2187 amino acids)
Biological process (GO): regulation of DNA-templated transcription; nucleosome assembly
Cellular component (GO): MOZ/MORF histone acetyltransferase complex; nucleosome
Molecular function (GO): DNA binding; histone acetyltransferase activity
Source: RefSeq, a predicted model, not a curated record